Rotaria socialis is the source of this 1656-nucleotide messenger RNA. The record is from the annotation of a GenBank genome assembly. NCBI's taxonomy places the organism in Eukaryota, Metazoa, Rotifera, Eurotatoria, Philodinida, Philodinidae.
AUGAGUAAUGAUCCACCUUUAUCAAGUUUGCUUGAUAAUGACAAUCAAGAAAUAUUAAAUAAGACUGACAAUGAAGUAAAUAUUCGACCAAAUACAUUGGACAACCUCAAUGAAAAUAAUAAUCUUGCCUCAGACAAUCAGCAACAUCUUGAUAGAGGUAUCACCAGUACACUAUUACUAGCUGUGAUAGCUGCAAUCAGUGGAACUUCUUUUCAUUUCGGUUAUGCAUCUGGUGUUUUAAAUGCUCCGCAAGAUAUUAUAGAAGCAUUUAUUAAUGAAACAAAUCAUAGACGAGAUAAAGCUAGUCAUACAAAUGAAUCAACUAUAACAUUAAUUUUCUCCUUAGCGGUGUCAAUCUUUGCUCUUGGUGGAAUGAUCGGUGGUCUAUUCGGUGGUUUUAUUACUGAUCGAUUCGGAAGAAAAGGUGGCAUGCUUUUAAAUAAUAUAGUUUCUGUUCUUGCUUGUGUAUUAAUGUUUAUUUCAAAACCUAUUUAUUCCUAUGAAGCUUUAAUUGUUGGAAGAUUUUUUCUUGGACUUUCUUGUGGUUACGGUUCCUCGGUUGCACCAACUUAUAUAAAUGAAGUAUCUCCGAGAAAUCUACGUGGUGCUUUCGGUGGUUCUUUUCAAUUGGGUGUUGUUCUUUCACUUUUUUUUUCGCAAGGAAUCAGUUUAAAUUCAGUAUUAGGUUCUGAAAAUGCAUGGCAUUAUGCUUUAGGUUUGCCGAUUGUAUUCAGUGUUUUGCAAGUAAUAUUACUUUUAUUUGUACCAGAAACUCCAAAAUAUUUAUUAAUUAAAAGAAAUGAUUUACCGGGUGCUGAAAAAGCACUUCGAUGGCUUAGAAAACAUGCACAUGUUCAACAUGAAAUAUCCGAAAUGCAAGAGGAACAAAGGCAACAACAACACUCUGCUCGUAUGGUUGACGUAUUUUUCACACCAACGGUUCGUUGGGCAUUAUUUAUAACAGUUUUUCUUCAAUUAUCUCAACAAUUCUCUGGUAUCAACGCAGUUAUUUACUAUUCAACUGUUAUAUUCCAAUCAGCUGGUUUUACAAAACAAGUCGCCCAAUAUGCAAAUUUAGGUUUAGGUGGAACAAAUGUUUUAGUAACAGUCAUCAGUGUCUUUCUUAUGGAUCGUCUCGGUCGACGUCCUCUUCAUUUAACUGGCAUUGGUGGUAUGUUUAUAACAAGUUUAAUACUUGUUAUAUCACUUGUUGUUCGAUCAACUCCAUUAUGGAAUAAAAUUUCACUUAUAAUGACUAUUUUAUUUAUUGCAUUUUUCGCUAUUGGGCCUGGUUCAAUACCUUGGCUGAUUACAGCAGAAUUAUUUACUCAUGCAUAUAAUGUACCAGCCUCAAGUAUUGCUGUACUUGUUAAUUGGUCGGCUAAUUUUAUUGUUGGUCUUGGUUUUAAACCCCUUUUUACGGGCUUGCUGCAUCAGUAUACAUUUCUUCUAUUUACCGGACUUUUAUUAAUAUUUUUUCUUUUAACAUUUUUCUUCGUACCAGAAACAAAAGCCAAAACUGUUGAUACAAUCUAUGCAGAAAUAAAUGCUGGUCGAGUUUGGUCGAAACGUCAACCGCGAAGUCAAUAUCUUCACAAUCGAAGUAGUGGCAAUGAUGAUGAUGGUAGUACUGUGAAUUAUGAAAGUUUGUCAUAA